ACAUCUUGUUAUUAAAAAGUAUGAAAGGUUUUAUAGGAAAAAAUUUUUAAAACUUUGAUUUGAUAUGAAGGGUUACAUGCCUAAUACAAUCUGUGUUACAAUAAUCAAACACGUAUGUAUAAAGAACUUCAAGCUAUAAACAAAAAUGGUUGAAAAAAUCCCAUUAAGAAAAUCUAUCACAAAACUGGAUGUUCCUGCAAUUAUAGCUUUCGGCAAUCCUUUGUUGGAUGUCUAUGUAUCAUUAAAAAAUGAAGAUUUACUGAAGAAAUACAAUCUUAUGGUAGACGGAGAAACAGAACUUCCUCAUGAAAAAAUGCAGGAGUUAUUGGCAGAUUUACAGCUAGAAUCAGAAUAUAGAGUUAGUGCUGGAGGUUCUGCACAAAAUUCAAUGCGAAUUUUACAAUGGCUUUGUGAUGAAACUUUUAAAAAUCGGUAUACUAUCUAUUGUGGAGGUCUUGGCAAUGAUUCAAGGGGAACAAUGUUAGAAAAUUUAGUUAGAACAGCAGGUGUGGAUAUCAGAUAUGCAGUUCAUUCAUCUUUACCUACAGGAAAUUGUAUAGCAUUAACAACUGAAUCAUCACGUAGUCUUGUUGCAAAUAUUGGAGCUGCUGGUGUAUAUACUCUAGACGAUCUUAAGAAAAGCAAUUUAUCAUUGGAUACAAUAAAAAUAAUUUAUAUUGAAGGAUUUUUUCUAACACACAGUUUUCCUGUAGCAAAAGAACUUGUUAAACAAGCAGAAGAAAGAGAUAUAAUUAUAGCUUUUAAUCUAAAUGGAACAUAUAUAUUUAAUGAUCAUCAUAUUGCAAUUUGUGAAAUGGUAGGAUAUGCAAAUAUUGUAUUUGGUAAUGCAAGAGAAAUGGAAGCUUUGGCUCAGUCAUUAAAUGUUACAUAUGAUGAUGUAACAGAUAUACCAUUUUUAUUGAAUAGUUUAAAAAGAAUCACAGUUAACGUUUCUAAUACAGUUAAUGAAGAUUGGUUGCGUCAUGGAGGAGUAUUUGUUAUGACUCAAGGUGAAUUAGCUCCAGCAAUUGCUGUUUGGGGAAGAAGUCAAUCUGUUCAAGUACAACCAAUUAAACCAACAAUUCCUGUUGUGGAUACAACAGGUGCUGGUGAUUCUUUAGUAGCCGGUUUUCUAGCAGGUGUUCUAGCUCAAUGGAAACCAAAACAUUGCUUAGAGUAUGGUUGUAAGGUAGCAUCUUUUAUGGUAACCAGGCUUGGAGUUAUGUUACCAGACAAUGUACCACCAGAUUUAUUAGAAUAG
This is a messenger RNA of Eufriesea mexicana, 1261 nucleotides long. Its product is annotated as adenosine kinase. The record is from RefSeq and is a predicted model, not a curated record. Gene Ontology annotation, biological process: purine ribonucleoside salvage; purine nucleobase metabolic process. The transcript is spliced from 7 exons. The coding region runs from base 146 to 1261 and encodes 371 amino acids. NCBI's taxonomy places the organism in Eukaryota, Metazoa, Arthropoda, Insecta, Hymenoptera, Apidae. Gene Ontology annotation, molecular function: adenosine kinase activity. Gene Ontology annotation, cellular component: cytosol; nucleus.